Molecule: messenger RNA, 730 nt
Organism: Pocillopora damicornis (cauliflower coral)
Lineage: Eukaryota; Metazoa; Cnidaria; Anthozoa; Scleractinia; Pocilloporidae
Source: RefSeq, a predicted model, not a curated record
AUGAGAAACUGUGUAGAUACAGAGAAAAGGGAAGAAUACCUUAUUUGUACAAACUUUACAAGCAACGAAAUAACGAGUAGUCCUAAAUCAUGGCAUCUUCUUCAGGGAAACUUGCUCAAUAGCGCCUUUCUGUUCCUAACCAGUAAAGUUGUGUUUAACUUCCAGAUUGUCUUUCUGAUCAGCAUUCUUUUGAUCACCUUGAAUGGAGUGCAAGUAAACUGCAUUACUGAGAGCUAUUCCUUAAGUGUUUCCGCAAAUGGAGCGACGUUUACCGGAGAUGUAGAAGUGGAUGUCGACAAUCAAACCGAAGUGUUCCGUGUUCCUCAGCACAACGAUGUGGACGCAAUGGAAAUGAUGAAUGACUUUAGAGAGGGUUUGUCUGUUUACCGAGUACCAUCAGCACGUGCCUGCUAUGUAUCUAAGCUGGAUUCAUCUCUUCCAGAGCCAGGGAAGAUGAGAAUCAACAUGGAACAGGUCUCGAUGCAGCCCCGCUUAUCCCGUCAUGUGACAACCAAGAAAAGAGCUUGGAGAGUGGAGGGUUUUGCGAAGCGAUCAGCUUUGUCUAAGAAGUUUCUGGAUUUCUGUGGCAGUUUUCCAAUCUAUACCAUUGAACAAACGUCGAUGGAUUUUAGUGUGAGCUCGCUUAGGAGAGGUCAUGGCCGUUUUAAAAGGAGUGGACCUAAUACGACCCCGUUUACAUUUAGAAAUUUUGCCGCAUGUAGUUAUCAAG